CCUCCUUGGCGGAGCCGCUCCCGGUCAGGAUGAAGCGUCUGUGCGAGGAGAGCUCGUCGGACACCGAGUCGGACGGCACCAUCGACGUGGGCAAAGAGGAGGAGUACAGCCACGUUCCCAGGUCUGUGUCUCCCACCACGACGUCGCAGAUACAAGCCAGGAAGAAGCGCAGAGGGAUCAUUGAGAAGCGGCGCCGCGACCGCAUCAACAGCAGCCUGUCGGAGCUGCGGCGCCUGGUGCCCACUGCCUUCGAGAAGCAGGGCUCAUCCAAGCUGGAGAAGGCUGAAAUUCUACAGAUGACAGUGGAUCACCUAAAAAUGCUCCAUGCCACUGGAGGAGCAGGGUUCCUGGAUGCUCGUGCUCUGGCCGUGGACUACAGGAGCAUCGGCUUUCGCGAGUGCCUCACCGAGGUGGUGCGGUACCUGGGCGUCCUGGAGGGGCAGAGCACCGCCGACCCCAUCCGCCUGCGGCUCCUCUCCCACCUCAACAACUACGUGGCCGAGAUGGAGCCCUCCCCGGCGGCCGCUUCGCUGCUCCCCGUGCCGACGUGGCCGUGGUCCUUCCUGCACAGCCCGGUGCCGCUGCCGCGCCGGGACGCCGCUCCCGCUCCUCUCCUUGUGACUGCGUCCUACCCGCGCCUCGCCGCCAGGCCGGCCCCGGUGCGCCGCGUCCCCGCCGACGUGCUGCCGUCACACCGCGGCUCCGUGCCCGGCAGGAUCGCUUCCUCGGCCCGCAGAGCCCGCGGUGCCCCCUCGGCUUCGACCGCGGCGGCCGCAGCCCGGAUGCCGUCUCCGUCGGGAGCGCCGAGGGGGGGCUCGGCCAAGGGCAGCCCCAUCUCCGCUCUGCUCUUCUCUCCCGCCGGCGUUCCUCUGCCAGCAGCCUACGCUGCGCCCGCGGUGCUGGGUGCGGCCGCGCAGGGACCCGCGCUCAGGGUGGGGGCGGCCCGGCUGUGCCGCUCCUGGGCCACGGAGAUCGGCGCCUUCUGA
Messenger RNA from Centrocercus urophasianus (Greater sage-grouse), 986 nucleotides. It is a transcript of the gene HEYL, whose product is annotated as hes related family bHLH transcription factor with YRPW motif like. The record is from RefSeq and is a predicted model, not a curated record. Lineage: Eukaryota; Metazoa; Chordata; Aves; Galliformes; Phasianidae. Bases 30 to 986 code for a protein of 318 amino acids. The transcript has 5 exons. Gene Ontology annotation, cellular component: nucleus. Gene Ontology annotation, molecular function: protein dimerization activity; RNA polymerase II cis-regulatory region sequence-specific DNA binding; DNA-binding transcription factor activity, RNA polymerase II-specific. Gene Ontology annotation, biological process: regulation of transcription by RNA polymerase II; circulatory system development; anterior/posterior pattern specification.